Messenger RNA from Dichotomopilus funicola, 570 nucleotides. RefSeq lists its product as uncharacterized. NCBI's taxonomy places the organism in Eukaryota, Fungi, Ascomycota, Sordariomycetes, Sordariales, Chaetomiaceae. The record is from RefSeq and is a predicted model, not a curated record. The transcript has 2 exons. Bases 1 to 570 code for a protein of 189 amino acids.
AUGAUAGAACCGAAAACAAUAGGCCUAGGGGUCCUACUCGCCGCUAACUCGACACAGGCCCAAGCAAAGAUUGAGCUUGCCAAAGAUGAGCUGUGUCAACUCCAUGAGCGCCUCGUCAAGCUGCAUCCGAUGGCCGAGCCCCCGGCACUAUUCGAAUUCCUCGACCUCGACGCAUACGGUCCGCAUUUCCACCCCCCGGAAGUAAGCCUCCAUCCCGAAAGCAAGGGCUACGAAGAGGCCAAGAGGUUUAUAGUACAGAAGGCGAGCGAGAAGGCUUCGCUGUGGUACGAGGAGCAAAACUUGAUGUGGGGCAUGGAGAGUGAGAGGGUGAACAAAGGGGGGGUGUCGUCGGCGCAGAGCAGGCGCGCGGCCUUUAUUUCAGCGGUUGCGGAAGCGCUUUACGAUGACGACAAGCGAGGCGUGUACAUCAAGAAGUUUCUUCCCAUUCUCACGAGCUAUAGGUGGAAUGUCCCGUGGGUGGGUAAAUGGGGCCGCCGAGAGUGGAACGACGAAACAGAAGGCCGGAUGAAGAACUUGGCCGUGUUUUGCAAAUGGAAUUCUCGAGCCUGA